Molecule: messenger RNA, 1524 nt
Organism: Trichoderma gamsii
Lineage: Eukaryota; Fungi; Ascomycota; Sordariomycetes; Hypocreales; Hypocreaceae
Exons: 2
Coding region: 1-1524 (507 amino acids)
Molecular function (GO): N-acetyltransferase activity
Source: RefSeq, a predicted model, not a curated record
AUGGCUGUCGACAACAACAGCACUACCACCACCACCGGUCCCAAGACUAUCCGCAAACUCGGCCCCAGUGAACACUACUCCUCGUCCCGCCACCAUCUCGGCAUCUACCGCUGCGUCACCGUCGCUGUCCGCCACUUCCACCCCCAACCCUCACCUCUCCUCCAAGGCACCCAAAUCAGCCCAGCCUUCUUCGCCGCCCUCGCCUCCAUAGUCAAAGACCAGCCCAUUCUCCGCGUAGGCAUCACCGGCGAAGAGUCCAGCAACGCCCACUGGACGCACAUUCCGCAAGUCGACUUGCGUGACCACGUCUCUGUUGAGCUGGUGCCUUGCGAGACGGUGCAAGAGUAUGAGGACAAAAUUGCCGAGCGUCAGGGCUGGGAACAAGACCAGAAGUGGCAGAAUCUGGAGACGCGCUCGCCAUGGAGAAUCACAAUCUUGAGGCCCAGCAGCGACAACGAAUCUGUCCUGAAAGAGCUCGGCGGACAGGAAGACGUCUUCCUUUUCUUCCACCACGCCCUCAUGGACGGCACCAGCGGCCGCGAAUUCCACGAGAUGCUGCUCUCAGCCUUGGCUGCUCACCAAAACCAAGACAAGGACUUUUCAACUGUGCUCUCCUUUCCUGAACCCCCCUCUCUCAACGAGCCCCUCGAAGAUGCCGUCAACUUCACCUUCUCGUGGCGCUUUAUGCUCGGCGUCCUGUGGAACCACUAUGGCCCCCGAUUUCUCAAGCCCAAGCCACAGCCUGUCUGGAACGCAAAGCCCUACAAUUUCUCGCUGCCAUACAAGACGCGCAUCAAGCCCAUUGACAUCUCCCCCGAGACUCUGUCCGUCCUCCUAGAAGCCUGCAGGAAACACUCCGUCACGCUCACGGCGCUUCUUCACUCUCUGGUCCUAACUUCGCUCGCCACACGUCUCUCUUCAUCUCCUGCAGAAUCACCGGCCUUCUUUUCCGGCACACCCAUCAGUCUCAGGCCCUACCUCGCCAAAAAGCCCGACGACAUGGACAAAACAUCUGCAUCUCCUCCUCUGCGCUGCCUCGUUAGCACCUGCUUCCACCAAUUCUCCCCCGCAACAGUCUCUGCCCUGCGCGCCCCCAACGCAGACAUCAACGCCCUGAUCUGGGAAAACGCAGCCCAGGCGAAGAAAGACCUCGCCACCAAACUCGCCCUCAUCCCCAGAGACGAUAUAGUAGCCAUGCUCAAAUAUGUCAGUAACUGGAUGGAGUUCUGGCGCAAAAGGGACGGCAUGCCGCGCAGCGAAUCGUGGGAGAUUAGCAAUGUUGGUGUGCUGAAGAGUGCGGAGACGACGGAUAGCCCUAGGGCGACGAGGAUGCUGUUUUCGAAUGGAGCGAUGGCUGCUGGGCCGCCUAUUGGUGUUGAUGUGGCGAGUGUUGCAGGAUCGAAACUGACUCUUAGUGUAUCUUAUCAGGAUAAGGUUGUGGAUGAUGAGUUGGUUGAGCAGCUGAGGAGUGAUUUGCGGGGAUAUGCUGAGAAGUUGGCUGAGACUGGCACCUCUUUUGUCUGA